Molecule: messenger RNA, 1359 nt
Organism: Monosiga brevicollis MX1
Lineage: Eukaryota; Choanoflagellata; Craspedida; Salpingoecidae
Exons: 3
Coding region: 179-1123 (314 amino acids)
Source: RefSeq, a predicted model, not a curated record
CUCGAUCGUGGCGCUCAGAGACUUGCAUUCAAUACGCCUCGUCUGUUUGCAUAAUCCACUGGGCGCCAGCAAGUGGUGUGGGGCAUGGUCCGAUCAGGAUCCGCAGUGGCGCGACCUGGCGGGUGCAACAUCUCUUCGCCAGCAGGUUGACGGCCGACAGGCACAUGGGUACUUUUGGAUGACCUUUUCAGAUUUUCUACGAUAUUUUACCAUCAUUGAUGUCUGCAAAAUCCCCCUCAAGCCCCAAGACCGCUCCGUCGCCACUUGCAAUGUGCCGCGCAGCAUUGAGCAUCCCCAUUUUGGAUUUCUCAUCGUGCCCAAAGUCGACAUGACUCACAUUGACAUCAGCCUCAUGCUUCACGAAAACCAUCUGCUUGGCAGAGACGAGCCAUCAUCGUUUAUGCACUUGGUCAUUGUGGAGGUGGACGCCCAGCUGGUGCCGCUUCAUUUCAUGGUGACCACAACGCCGCAACCCAUUUUUAUGCACUUGGCUUAUUGCCCAAUGAAACUGCGGGCCGGUCACCGAUACCUUGCCAUGCCCAUGAGCUAUCAUGCCUACCUUCAGGAGGGUUCAUGGGCGCGUCGCCAGUCGGAAAAAUUUGUGCUCGCCGUGUACGCAGAGCCUCGUACGGUUGCCUUGCAAAGAGUAUCUUUGUCCCACUCGGACGUGGCUCGGAUCAUCUGUCUCAUGUGUGUGGAGAAAGGCAAGGAGGUGCCUCUGGUGAAAUCCGCUGGCAGCAUCAAAAUUUUUCAGUAUGAGAAUCUACUGGUUGCCAUGAAUCUGGAUCGGCGAACCAACUUUGAGGUGGAGGUGCAGAUUGACGCCAAAAACUAUCGAAGCACCCGCCUCAGCCAAGACCUUGAUUUUCAUGCCAUGCUGGAACCCGGUAGCUCGGCAUUCAUGGCGGCCUAUGUCCCCGAAGAUCUGCGCCAGCCCUCCAACUUUAAGAUGAAAAAGGUUCAAGUGGCGGCGACAGCAGACACGGGCCAGGACGGCACCGAGGCUCGUGUGCCGCGCCUACAUGCCCCCUUUCGCGACAUUCACGAGCCGGCCAUCUGUCUCAAACUGAGCAGUUGCUGGGCCUGGCUCAGGCCCAGCCACAGAAAGGGGGCGACUCAUUGAUCCCUCCAUGGCUUGGCAAUGUUGCUUCAUGUGCCUGAAAUCAGCGUGCCACCUGGUGAUGCCCACUUCGUGCCCCAUCGGUUGACCGCGCCUCGCUGGAGGCAUUGAUGCGCCUUGAGUGAGGCGAUACAUACUCUUCUUCUAUACGAAUUUCUGUUGACCUGCGUUUACCUUUACCAUGAUUAUUCUAUUUUUUGUAACUGCCUUGGAAUACCCUACCAAUUGAUGCUGAGCAU